UAAGUGAGGCUCCUCCUGCUCAAAGACUAUUCAGCACAGGCAUUUGUCAUUCCCUCCCCUUUCACAGAUCAGUAAACACCAUGUGAUUUAUCUGGAAGCAGAGAGUGAAACUCACUGACAUUCACUGUCGUGGAGAGGAGAAAUGGCGCAGCAACUGAUUAAGCUGGAUCGAGAAAAACUGAGCUGUUCAAUCUGUCUGGAUCUUCUAAAGGAUCCGGUGACUAUUCCCUGUGGGCACAGCUACUGCAUGGGCUGUAUUAAAGACUGCUGGGGUGAGGAGCAUGAGGAGAAAACACACAGCUGUCCUCAGUGCAGGCAGAGCUUCACAACAAGGCCUGUCCUGGUGAAAAGUACCAUGUUGGCAGAGUUGGUGGAGGAACUGAAGAAAGUAGGACCUCAAGCUGCUUCACCUGAUCAUUCCUAUGUGGGACCUGGAGACGUGGCCUGUGAUUUCUGCUCUGGGAUGAAAGUGAAAGCCUUCAAGUCCUGUCUGGUGUGUAUGGCCUCUUACUGCGAGCAACACCUCCAGCCUCACUACAGCGUAGCUCCAUUAAAGAAACAUAAGCUGGUUGAAGCCACUUUGAAGCUUCAGGAGAACAUCUGCUCUCGCCACGACGAGGUGAUGAAGAUUUUCUGCCGCACUGAUCAGAAGUGCAUCUGUUAUCUCUGCUCCAUGGAUGAUCAUAAAGGCCACGAUACAGUCUCCGCUGCAGCAGAGAGAGCUGAGAGGCAGAAGGAGCUCGGGGUGAGUCGGCAAAAAGUCCAACAGAGAGUCCAGGACAGAGAGAAAGAUGUCAAGGUGCUUCAGCAGAGGGUGGAGGUUAUCAAUCAUUCUGCUGAUAAAGCUGUGAAGGACAGUGAGAAGAUCUUCACUGAUUUGAUCUGUCUCAUUAAGAAAAUAAGCUCUAAAGUGAAGCAGCAGAUCAGAUCCCAGCAGACAACUGAAGUGAGUCGAGCUGAAGAGCUUGAGGAGAAGCUGCAGCAGGAGACCACUGAGCUGCGGAGGAAAGACACUGAGCUGGAGAAGCUCUCGCACACAGAGGAUCACCUCCAUUUCCUGAACAGCUACCCCUCACUGUCCCAUCUGAGUGAGUCUGAAGACUUACCCAGUAUUAAUGUCUGUCCUCUGAGCUCUUUUGAGGGUGUGACAGCGGCGGUGUCAGAGGCCAGAAAUAAACUGCAGUCUGUUCUGAGUGAGGAGUGGGCAAAGAUCUCACUGGCAGUGACUGCAGUGGAUGCUUUACUCCCUCAAAAAGAGCCCGGAACCAGAGCUGAAUUUAUGAAAUAUGCUUGUCAUCUCACACUGGAUCCAAAUACAGCACACAAACGUUUGUCAUUGAGUGACAGGAACAGAAAAGCAAAAUUAAUGGCAGCAGACCAGUCAUAUUUGGAUCACCCAGACAGAUUUAUUGAAAGGUGGCAGGUCAUGACUAGAGAGGGCCUGACUGGACAAUGUUACUGGGAGGUGAAGUGGAGUGGAAAAGUUUUAAUAGCAGUUGCGUACAAGGAUAUUAGCCGAACAGGGACCAGAGACAAAUGUGGAUUUGGAAAUAAUGACAAAUCUUGGGCAUUAGAAUGUUACAGUGGUAAUUAUGAAUUUAGAUAUAACAAUAUUGUUACUUGCAUCUCAGGCCCUCAGUCCUCCAGAAUAGGAGUUUACCUGGAUCACAGGGCAGGUACUCUGUCUUACUACAGCGUCUCUGAAACCAUGACUCUCCUCCACAGAGUCCAGACCACGUUCACUCAGCCUCUCUAUGCUGGAUUUUGGCUACCAAAAACUGUUGGAGACACUGCUGAGUUGUGUGAGCUAAAGUAGACAGGAGUUUAAAGAGUGAUCCAUCUCUGUACAGUAAAUGUUGAGG
Molecule: messenger RNA, 1862 nt
Organism: Sander lucioperca (pikeperch)
Lineage: Eukaryota; Metazoa; Chordata; Actinopteri; Perciformes; Percidae
Product: tripartite motif-containing protein 16-like
Exons: 2
Coding region: 143-1816 (557 amino acids)
Molecular function (GO): zinc ion binding; protein binding
Source: RefSeq, a predicted model, not a curated record